This is a messenger RNA of Loxodonta africana (African savanna elephant), 11238 nucleotides long. RefSeq names its product caspase 8 associated protein 2 (gene CASP8AP2). Gene Ontology annotation, biological process: Fas signaling pathway; extrinsic apoptotic signaling pathway via death domain receptors. The transcript has 11 exons. The record is from RefSeq and is a predicted model, not a curated record. NCBI's taxonomy places the organism in Eukaryota, Metazoa, Chordata, Mammalia, Proboscidea, Elephantidae. Gene Ontology annotation, cellular component: PML body; mitochondrion. Gene Ontology annotation, molecular function: transcription corepressor activity. The coding region runs from base 266 to 6190 and encodes 1974 amino acids.
CUCAGUCCCUCCUCCGUGCCCUGACUGCGCUCUGACAUUGGUGGAAAUGCCAGGGAACCCUCAGUGUCCAGAAAGGAGCCGGGGUUAUUGUGGGCCGAACAAGACGGGUUCUGGAGGUAUGAGUAGGCUAUGCGGCUGGCUGCUUCUCCCUGAGGAAACUGUGGCCGAAUGCUAGCACCAGCCCACCACCAACGCAGCUGCUCCAGGAAUGGUGCCUGAGGGCUUCCUGUGAUUCAGAUGGCGACUAUCAAAAGGAAAUAGGAUCAUGGCAGCAGAUGACGACAAUGGUGAUGGAACAAGUUUAUUCGAUGUCUUCUCUGCUUCUCCUCUUAAUAAUGACGAAGGCUCUUUGGACAUAUAUGCUGGGUUGGACAGUGCUGUUUCUGACAUUGCUUCCAAAUCCUGUGUACCAUCCAGAAAUUGUUUGGAUUUAUAUGAAGAGAUCCUGACUGAAGAAGGAACUGCAAAGGAGGCAACAUAUAAUGAUUUGCAAGUAGAAUAUGAAAAAUGUCAGCUGCAAAUGAAAGAACUGACGAGAAAGUAUAAGGAAAUACAGACACAGAAUUUCAGCUUAAAAAGUGAAAAUCAGUCUCUUAAGAAGAAUAUUUCAGCACUUAUCAAAACUGCCAGGGUGGAAAUAAACCGAAAGGAUGAAGAAAUCAAUAAUCUUCACCAAAGAUUGUCUGAAUUUCCACAUUUUCGAAAUAAUCAUAAAACUGCAAGGACAUCAGAUACAAUUAAAACAAAAGAUCUUAAAUCCAGAUCUCCUCAUUUGGAUGAUUGUUCAAAGACUGAUCCCAGAGUGAAAAGUGAUGUUUCGAGAGAUGUGCAUCACAGCGCUUCGCUGCCAAACCUGGGAAAAGAAGGAAAAUCACAUUCUGAAAAAAGGAGCACUUCAGUUUUGCCACCAUCGAUCGAAAAACAUUGUGCCAAUGGCAGUUGGUCACGUUCCCAUCAUCAGGUCGGUGAGGGUAGCUCAAGUGAGGAUAAUAGAAGAGAGAAAAAAGAUACAAGACAUAACCAAUACGGUGGAGGAACUGAUAGAACACGAAAAGACUCUAGUGCUAGCUGUGGUGGUGGUGAACCGAGGAACAUAGAGGCUAAUCAAAGGCUACAGGGACGUCCUGAGAAAUAUGGUAAAGGUGAACCAAAAGCUGAAAGCAAAAAUUCAAAGUUUAAAAGUAACACAAAUUCGGAUUAUCAAAGUGAACACGUUAGCUCUUCCUGGGACAAAGAGAUGUCUAGAGAAAAGUCACACAUUCGAGUAGAAUCUCAAAAUGACAAAAGACUGGAAAGACAAAGUGAAAGAUCACAAAAUAUAAAUAGAAAAGACUUUAAAUCACAGGACAAAGAAGAAAGAAAAGUUGAUCAAAAACCAAAAUCAGUAGUAAAGGACCAGGAUCAUCGGAGGAGAUCUGAACAAACAUUGCUUCCUCAUUCCAGGAAUGAGAUGACAAAAUCUUUUCAUAAUUCAAGUAAAUACCAUCUGGAAGAGAGAAGAGGAAGGGAAGAAUGUAAAAGAGAUAGGAAUGUAAACAGUCAUAGUUUUCAAGAUGGAAGAUGUUCAUCUUUUCUUUCAAGCAGUAGAGCUUACAAACACAUUGACUCCAAGGAAGCUGAUGGUAUACACCAGUGGGAAAAUGCACCUUUAAAAGCAGAAAGGCAUAGGACUGAAGAUAAGAGGAAAAGAGAACAAGAAAGCAAAGAAGAAAAUAGGUAUAUGAGAAAUGAAAAAAAAACAGCUACGGAACAUUUGCAGAAGGCUUUCAAAGAAACCAAGAAAACCACUACUGAUUUAAAGAGACAGAAUGAGGCAAAAAAUGAUAAAAGAGAAAUUUCUAAAAGUGAAAUUUCUGAAAGAGUGAAUGACAAAGAACUUGCAGUUAAAGCUGAGAGUGGUCCAAAUGAAACAAAAAACAAAGACUUUAAGUUGAGCUUUAUGGAAAAAUUGAACUUAACUCUUUCUCCUGCUAAAAAGCAGCCAGUUUCUCAGGAUAAUCAGCAUAAAAUAACUGAUACUCCCCGAUCCAGUGGCAUUUGUGAUUUGCCGUCCUUGGUGCAGGCUAAAACAGUGACAUGUGUUCCAUCUGUUGGUGAACAUGUCACAGAGGAAAACAAAUCAAAGUUACUAGAACCAAAGGAUGCUCUUCCAGCAGCAUCUGAACUCAGGACCAAUAUUCCAGAAAGCAAAAUGGAAAAAAAAACCAGUUUGUUAGCUAAAUCUGUUGAGAAUUCUAUGCCAUGUGAUGUGCCACUUUGUGGUACAGAGACUUUCUUUUCAGCACCUGUGGAACUGGACCAAACAGAAUCCUUGUUUCCAUCAACAGAAAUGGAAAAAACCAUUGAUAGUGCAAAGCCCGCUCCCAGGGUAAUGGAUGUAUUACAAACAGUUGUUUCUCAAAACUUUGACUUGGAAUUGGAUACCAAAAGAAACGAUGGUUUAAAUUCUUGUGGUAUUUCUGAAAGUAUGGAAACAAAGAUGAAUUUUUCAACAAAAAUGGCUGAAUCCAGCGAGAGCAUUUUGCAGCCGUCAGUUGAAGGAGCUAGCAUUUUGCCAGCAAUCCUGUCAGAAGAUGGUAACCCAAAAUUAGAGCCUUCUUUUGUUGGCACACCACUUGAGAGUAAGUCUUGUCAUAUGGAGCCUUGCUUACCUAAAGACACUGUAGAAUCUUCAUUGCAGAAGGCGGAGUUAAUGGACCACAGGAUGGAAAUUGGUGAAACAAACUCAGUAUAUCAUGAUGAUGAGAACUCAGUUCUGAGCAUUGACCUUAAUCACUUGAGACCUAUUCCGGAAGCCAUCAGUCCUCUGAAUAGUCCAGUGAGACCUGUGGCAAAAGUUCUUAGAAUAGAAAGCCCAUCUCAAGUUCCAUUGUACAAUAACAGCCAUAAAGAUGUUUUUCCACUAAAUUCAGCUCAUUCUACCGCCAAGAAUCAGUCUGAUGAUAUCAAUAAGGAAAAUCAAAAGCCAACUUGCAAACCUGACAAAUGUACAGAAGCAGACUCCCGUAAGAAUUCAUCUACAGAUGAAUUAGAAGAAGGAGAAAUUAUAAGUGACAAUGAAACAUCUAAACCACAAGAAAGUUUUGAAAAAGGCGCCAAACCUAGAACUUCUCCUCAAGCGCGGAACACAAAGAUUAACCCAGGAAGAAGGAAAAGUACUGUACAUUUGGAUGAAAAUAACAGGAAAACAUCUUCUGUAAAAAUCCAUCAGACCAACAGCAAAUACAGUAAGACACCUAGUGACUCUCGCAGAUCUUCAAAAACAGGGAAGAAAGAUAAAACAAUGAGUACUUCCAGCUUGGAAAAAAUAGUUCAGAUUAUUGCUGCACCCUCUUCUGUACGAGAGGUUAUGCACAUGUUACGAAUGAUAAGAAAACAUGUAAGGAAAAACUAUAUGAAAUUCAAGGUAAAGUUUUCAUUAAUACAAUUUCAUAGAAUUAUUGAGUCAGCAAUUUUGAAUUUUACAUCUCUAAUUAGGCACCUUGAUUUAUCCAAGAUCUCUAAGUCAGAGACUGCUUUACAGAAGAAUCUCUGUGAUAUUAUAGAAUCUAAACUUAAGCAAGUUAAAAAGAAUGGCAUAGUUGAUCGUUUAUUUGAACAGCAACUACCAGAUAUGAAAAAAAAGCUGUGGAAAUUUGUAGAUGAGCAACUUGAUUAUUUGUUUGGAAAGCUUAAAAAAAUGCUAGUAAAGUUUUGUGAUUCCAUGCACUUUGGAAGUGACAGCGAUGAAGGAAAACUUGAAAAAACAAAUAAAGAAAAGGUACAACGUUCAAAUUGUCAGAAGGGGAAUAUGGAGAACUCCAGCAAAGAAAUACUGAAAAUAAAAGCCCCCAAAUCAGAAGACUCUGUUCAUUUUGAGUCUUUACUAGGUUGUAAAAAAUCUGAGGAAAAACACCAAGACCAAAACAACUCCAAUAUGAGCACAGGAAAGCAUGGCAUUAAAAAAAGUUUUAAUACCUGCUUUGAUAACAUAAAGAACUCUCAAUCCAAAGAGCCCUCCUUGGAACUAAACUGUCCGAGCACCCCAAAGCCCGGAAGAAUAGAAGGCAGCACUGUGGAAGAUGCACAGGCAUCCCAGCAUGCGGCUUUGAAGCCAGAACGUAGUUUUGAAAUUCUUACUGAACAGCAAGCAUCUAGCCUUACUUUUAAUUUAGUGAGUGACGCUCAGAUGGGUGAGAUAUUUAAAAGUUUGUUGCAAGGUUCUGAUCUUUUGGAUGGCAGUGUUAAUGGUAAUGAAAAAAGUGAGUGGGAGUUAAAAACCCCAGAGAAGCAACUGCUAGAGAGUCUUAAGUGUGAAUCUAUACCAGCAUGUACAACUGAAGAGCUAGUUUCAGGGGUGGUUCCUCCAAGUCCUAAAAUGAUUAGUGAUGACAAUUGGUCAUUAUUAUCAUCUGAAAAAGGGCCAUCUCUGCCUUCAGGGCUUUCAUUGCCAGUUCAUCCUGAUGUGUUGGAUGAAAGCUGUAUGUUUGAAGUGUCCACUAACAUAGCUUUAAGUAAAGAUAAUACAUGUAGUUCAGAAAAGAGCAAGUCCUGCAUUUCUUCUAUACUUCUUGAAGAUCUGGCAGUCUCUUUAACAGUACCAUCACCUCUGAAGUCAGAUGGUCAUCUCAGUUUCUUAAAGCCUGAGGUUUUGUCUAUUUCAACUCCUGAAGAAGUUAUUAGUGCCCAUUUUAGUGAAGAUGCCUUACUUGAGGAAGAGGAUGCAUCUGAGCAAGAUAUUCAUUUAGCUUUGGAGUCUGAUAAUUCAAGCAGUAAAUCAAGUUGUUCUUCAUCAUGGACAGGCCGGUCUGUUGCUCCUGGGUUUCAGUACCACCCUAAUCUACCCAUGCAUGCUGUCAUAAUGGAAAAGUCCAACGAUCAUUUCAUUGUGAAAAUACGGCGUGCAGCACCAUCUACCUCCCCUAGUCUUAAACAGAGUAUUGUGGCCGAUGAAUCAUUGGCAUCUUUGCCUGGAGUGGGAAAAGAAGCUGAUGAAGCAACAGAGAAAGAAUAUAUAUCUUGUCAGAACUCGGUUUUUAAACCUGUGGAUGAGUUGGAAAAAUCCAACAAAAAUGUUGAUGGCAGUAGAUUAGCUAACGAAGACCAGAACUCUGUGAUACAAACACAGGUUCCUGAUAUAUAUGAAUUUCUGAAGGAUGCUUCAGGUAAAGUGGGUGAUAGUAAUGAAGUGGCUGGUGAAUGUUUCAAAUUGCAUCAAGUAUGGGAGCCAAAAGUGCCUGAAAGCAUUGAGGAUUUGCCUCCAAUGGAAGAAAUGCCACAGUCUGUUGGGGAUCAUCUUCCAGACACAUACAUAGACCUAACAAAAGAUCCAGUCACUGAGACCAAAAACUUGGGAGAAUUCUUGGAAGUGACAGUUCUAAAUAUUGAUCAUUUGGGAUGUUCUGAAGGCAACUUGGAUCAAAAUGCUCAAAUAUUAGACAGUUCUUUACAGCUGGAUACUGUAGGUGCUUUUAUUGAUUUGACACAAGAUGCUUCAAGUGAGAGUAAAAAUGAAGGUAACCAUUCUGCUGUAGCUGAUGGAGGUUUGGGGUGUCAGGUGAUAUGUAUAGAGGAAGAGAACUGUAAGGAAGAAAAGCUGCCUGUGGCAAAUAGGCCCUUGGAAAGCAUUGUUGAGGAAGCUUGUAUUGAUUUGACCACAGAAUCUCCCAGUCCGUGUGAAGUAAAAAAGGAUGAUUUAAAAUCAGUGCCGAAAUCAAAUUCUGAUAGUUCAGAGUUGCCUGGGGCUUUGGAUAAUGCUCACAAAAAAAGAAAAAACCUUUCUGAUCUAAAUCAUUCUUCUCAGAAAAAACAAAGAAAGGAAAUAACCAGUAGGAAAAAGGCCAAGAAAAUCACUCAGGAUCCUGGAGAGAAUGAUGAAGCUCAUCAAAGGAAAGCCAAUAAGAAAAGAGUCUCUGCAGUAAAUAAAGAUCCCUCAUCAUUAAAAGCAAGCGCAGGGAUGCAGGAUCCAUCCACAGCACCUGCCACUUCUCCCACAAGCCUUUCUGCAAAGAAUGUUAUUAAAAAGAAAGGAGAAAUUAUAGUUUCAUGGACAAGAAAUGAUGACCGAGAAAUUUUAUUGGAAUGUCAGAGAAGAGGUCCAUCAGUGAAAACAUUUACUAGUUUAGCUGCCAAGUUGAAUAAAAAUCCAAAUCAGGUCUCAGAAAGAUUCCAGCAGCUAAUGAAGCUUUUUGAAAAGUUAAAAUGCAGGUAGUUAAUGGUUACACUUCAAGACACUACUGAACGUUUGAUUCUAUAACUGUGCAAUUAAUGGCCUGUUAGUCAUUGAAGAUGUGUGUAGUGGGUGAGAAACAUCCAGUUGACUUCCUGCUUCUGUCACUGGUUGGAGAUGGUUGCUUGUGCAGGCAUCUAAGGCCACCUCAUCCCCAGGGAAAUGCUCAGAGCGAAGCUUGCUGCAGUUCAGAUCAGCAAGGCAUCUCCCCAACCUUCCCAUUAUUGAUGAAUCUAAGGAGGGGCGAAAUCCAUUUGAUGGUUUAAAUAGUAAAUUUGUAGAUGAAGAAAAAUUAAUGAAUACAUUGUUAAAUAGAAAUAUGUUUUAUAACCAGUGGAAUCUGUGUAGCCAUUGCAAUUUAAUACAUUUCACAUUUUUAAUUAGAAGUGCUAAAACAGUUUAAAGUGAAUAAAUACAAAACAGGAAUUCAUAAAGAUGAAGUCCAUUGUCGUCUGAAUAGAUACACGAUUUACUGUUACAUUAUUACCAAGGUUCACAGACAUGUUUCUUUAAGCCAUUUUUUGGUACAGGUUUAUUAAGGCAAUAAUAUUUAAAUUAUAGCAGGUUUUUCCUGUAAGAGCUGGGCCAAUUACUGAAAUAUUUUGGAUAUUUACUUAAGGAAAAUUUCAAUUGAUUUGUCAUCAUAAUUAUUUGAACAAAAAGCAACUGAUUUAAAAUUAAAUUAGAUCUGAAUAGAAAUCAUAUUUGGACAUAGAUCUCAGUUUGAAGGGUUCUGAAUAUUUUUGAAUUAUAAAUCCCUUUUUCUAGGCUCAAUCCGAAUUAUUGUCUUUAGAUAACCUAUUAAUUUACAUGUCCUCUUGAAGCAACUGGUUUGGUAAUGAGAUCUUCAAAAGAUGUUUAGUAGUUCACUGUGAAGUUAAAUUUCUAAAUAAUUCAGAAAUAUAAGAUGGAAUAAUGGGAAUUUUGGGGAGGAAGCUGCUUCUAAAGAACCUUUAGAAAAUCGCUUAAGGGAAAAAGUGGCCUGGUUAUUUUUCAGAUUCACUGUGCUUUAACAUUUUCUCUGCCUUUAAGAAAUUAAACUGAUUUUUUGUUUUGUUUUGCUUUACUUGAAUGUUAAAAUAUGAUUUCUGUUGACUUGUGAAGAAAAUGUAAAUUUAUGAAAGAAUUAACUUGUAUCUGGAAGUGAUGCUUUUUAGUUUGGAAUUUCCAAAUUCCAUUACAAAUCUAAAAUUUCUUAAUGAAUUUGAUACUUGAGAUUUAAUUUGCUUGUACGAUAACACAUGUAGUGGGUCAUUUCAUUCCUAGCUUGUGUCUUAACUGAUUUUGUUCAAGUACUGUAAUCUGAUCAAAUUCUUGGAAAAUCAAAGUACAGUGAUAAACUUACCAAACUGAUUCUGUAAAUGCUAGUUCUUUAACACCACUGUCAUCCAAGUAGAGCUCAUUUAAAAGAUCAGAGCUUUGUGCAGUGGUCAUAUCAGAAAAAUAGAACCGUAACUCUAGCAUUUUCUUACAUUACAGAUAAGUUGCUGAAUUCCUUGGAGUUUUAAUUGAUAUUGCAUACUGCACAGAAGCUUGGAAUUCCUCAUGUUUUAAAUGGGGGAAGUAGAGGGUUUUUUUUCUUGAUUACUAGAUGAUCUACAUUUGUUAUUACUUGCUGACUCUUUCAUCUCAAGUCAGCAUGUACGUCUUGUUCCAGUCAUUGAUUUGAUUUGCUUACUUGUUAUUGGUUGAGAUAUUUAUUUUCAGUAUGUUAGAACUUGGUAUCAAAAUGAAAGCAACAAGGGUAUAGUGUUGACAGCUUAGUUUUGAUAUUUCAAAGAAAUGUCUUUUCUAGAUUUUUUAAAGUAGUUUUGUAAUAUUUUAAACCUAACAACUGUUUGGUUCAAGUUUUCAUCCACUUUUAUUUGCUUUUUCUAAUUGCCUCUUCUCAUUUUGGUACAUUGUAAAAUUAUUUAAAUAGUGUGUUUGUAAAUAUGUAUAAUUAUAAUGAUGUAAGAUAUCCGUGUGUGUACACACAUAAAUGGCUUUGUGUAGCCAAGGGUUUUUUUAUCUGUAUAAAACUUUUUGUAAAAAGUUUGCUUUCUAUAACAGUAAUGUAUAUUAAUAAAACCAUGUAAAGUUCUGUUAUAUUUUGGUUAGAAUGUUUCUUUUAGUGUGUUUGGAUUAUAAUUAAUUGGACUUUGAUAUCACACACUUUGCAUAACAUAGAUUUGAGUAUAUUUUCAAAACAAUAGCUAAAAUGACCAUUUAGCAUGGGCUAGUGUUCCUUUCCCAAGAGCAGCUUCGGGGAAACUUAACAAAACAAAAAAAGGUAAAACCCACAGGGGAGAUAUGGGGAAUGUUUAAAGUGGUUUGUGGUGGGGACAUGGCUGGCCUACCGGCCCUGAGUGGAUUCAUUAGAGAAAAUGGGUUGCUUGUUCUCUCACAGCAGGUACGGGCACAGUGAACCAGACCUGUGUUGCAAAAGUCCUCGCAGAUAAAAUCAGGGCAGCACAAAAGCCUUUUGGGUGAAGGUUUGGGGAAAACAAACCUUGAGCAUUACUUCUCCAGAUUCAUAGGACUGGUGGGUUAUAAGCGCAGCCCUAGACUCUAGGAAGUGCCGUCUCCCAUUGCCAUUUUUCCUAGGGUGCCUGAAGGGGAAACCUUGAUCUGAAGGAUUGCUUGGUAGAUAACAAACUAGAAUAAUUAACUGUGGUUUUUUAGUGCUGGGAUGCUUUAUCCUAGAGCUCGUCUCCUUCCCUCUCUUUGAAACUCCCAAUACAGGCGAGCUCGUUGCCCUUCCCCAUUGUACACUAUCAGAAGAGCUCCUGUAGCCAGGUGAAGUAGUUCACAGGUCACAGGAAAGUGAUAACCACGGGUUCAAAAGAACAACAACAAACUGGAUAACAUAAACCAUUAGAAUUUAAAAUAAAACUAAUAAACACUAAGAGAAAAAGGAAGAUUUUAGUAAUGUGAUUCACAAAUAAGAAAGAACAAGUAUAAAUAUUAAAGUAUAAUAUUUAAAAAUAAAGAACAUAGAAUGGGUACAACUGAAGAAUAAAUUGGAGUUGGAAAAUCAGAUUGAGAAACUCAGAAGCAAGAAAAAGAUAAAUAGAAAAUACAAAAAAUUUAAGAGAGAUGGAGAAUAGAGGUAGAUAUGCCAGCAUUUGGGUAAAAAGCCUAGAAGGAGAAGAAGUUAAAAUGAAGAUUAAAAGGGCCAGAAUGCAACUAUGCCAGAAAGAAAUACCCACAUCUAGAUAUAAACUGAUAAGAUUAUCAAAGGAAAAGAAAAAUCUAAAAGCUUUCAGACAAAGACUUUAAAUUGUCAUUCACAUGUUAGGGCUUAAUAAAAAUAUUAAGGUUUAUUACUCAAAAGAUCCACAUUGAAAACAUAUUUGGAGAAAGUACUCAAAAAUGAGAUGCUACAAGAUACAAGUGAUGAUACCUUUGCUAAAGUAAAGUAUGCUUAGUGAGAGAAAAAGUAGUAUAUUUGUGAUGAGCCAUGAUGUAACUCUCAGUAAUUAAUUGACAUUACCCAGUGGCAAGAUCACAGCUUUUAUUUACUUACUUUGGUAGUUAGGACACAAAUGAAUGGGGUAAGGUUCAUUGUGGGGUGUGCCUCCCUCAGACCAUCAUCACAGGGUGACUCGACACAGGAAAUCUCUUUUGCACAUGUAAGGCUCCAAGUUUAUGUUGCAGGAGAAAAGCUGGCAGGCAUUGCAUUCUAAGGGUUUUAUACCUCAGAGUGCAUGGGAACACUGAAAAGGGGUCAGAGGAAGGGCCUUUGUUCAGUUGCACCUGGCCUGACCAUCCAGUUGCCAAGCUUUGUUCAGAUUCAAACAGCAUGACAGUCCUGUGGCCAUGGGUGCAUGACCAGAAAGAACAUUUCUUCACCUAUUAGCUAUAAGAUUAGUUACUUUGGUAGAACUAUGUAGCCGUAGGUAGUCAUAGACAAAGUUACUGUGGGUUCAGAACAGGGAGGAAGCUUUCUCUGAUAAGUAGAAGGGACUGGGGGAGAGAGAGAGAGACCCAAUUCCCAGCCUCUUUAUCAGAGAAUGCUCUGAGCCCCAGGCCUCAGUUUAGGUAGUCUGGGUGGGAAUUGUAAAGGCAGAUCACUCUCUCAGCAAUAUCCAUCAUAAAUGAGAAUUAAUAAUUUUAGAUAAUAUCAACAUGGUGGAGAGGUGGGUGAGAUCAAGGGACGUUAGAAUGUUAAAAGUUCUUACCUUGUUAAGAUGAAGGUUUAGAUAUAAAAAUGUUAAACAUUUUUUAUUGAAGUAUGACACUGAUACAGAAAAUUGCACAAAAGAGCAAGCUCACUUGAAUAUAACCACAAUCUAGGUCAAGAAUUAGAACAUUGCCAGCCCUCUGAGUGCCUCCCCUCCCUGGCCUCUCCCACUUUAUAUAAUCCUGCUCCCCAGAGAUGAACACUAUACUGACUUACAUUUAUCAUAGAUUAGUUUUGCCUAUUUUUGAACUUUCUGUAACUGGAACCCUGCUGCCGUCGAGACAGUUUAUACUCUUAUUUGCUCACUAUUGUGAGAUUCAUCCCUGUUUUGAGUGUAGCAGUAGCACAUUUUUUCUCGUAUAUAUUUCCACUGUACAAAUAUACCACAAUUAAUUUAUCCAUUCUGCCAUCAAUAGACAUUUGUGUUCCAGUUUGUGGUUGUUGAAAUAGCACUGUUAGGCACAUUCUUGUGCACAUAUUCCAGUACAAAUAUUUAUGUAUUUCCCUUGGGUUUACACCUUGAAGUGUAAUUGAUGGGUCAUAAUGAUAUGAAUGUAUUCACCUUUAAACAGUUGUCUAAAGUGGUUUUAUCAGUUUACACUUCCGCCAGUAUUGUAUAAGAGUACCCAUUGCUGUACAUGCUUGCCAAUACUUGGUAUUGUAAAGUUUUAAAAUGUAAACACUUUGUGGUUGUGAUGUGUGUAUGUUUCUUAAACUCCCCAUUCCUCUUUCCUAGAGGUAACGACUGUUAAUCAUUUCUCAUAUUUCCUUCCCUGAAAUUUUUCUUAUGCAGGUGUGAGUGAGUGUAUGCACGUGUUUGUUACAUUCUUUAUAUGUUAUGUAUUCCAUUCUUUCAUAAAAGCAU